This is a messenger RNA of Alternaria infectoria, 1131 nucleotides long. RefSeq lists its product as uncharacterized. The transcript has 2 exons. Lineage: Eukaryota; Fungi; Ascomycota; Dothideomycetes; Pleosporales; Pleosporaceae. The record is from RefSeq and is a predicted model, not a curated record. Bases 1 to 1131 code for a protein of 376 amino acids.
AUGGAUAGAGGCGAUAAGACUCCCACAGUAGCGACAACCUCACUUGCAAACGUCACUCAAGAUCGUAAUCGCGUAUCAAAACGAGUUCGUCGAUCUGCUUCACCAGAUGAAUCGCCACAGGCCUCGAAACGACCUCGCAAAGUUGCUUCACAACGUCAGCAGACAACAACUAAGAUGGCCGAAGCACUGUCCUGGGCUGACUCAGGCUCAGGUGCAGAUUCAGGUGCUUUCGAACCAGAUUUCCAAGAUGGCAGUGACGAAGACUUCCAACAGGGCUCCGCCGAUGACCUUAAGCAGACCCAGACCAUCCUACAUCCGCCGAUGACAGAGACUCUGUCCAGGGUUGAACAAACCAGGCUACUCAGUCCUCGCACUUCAUCGCUGGGAUCGGAUAGUCAACAUCAGCAGAUGCUUUACCAUCUCUUAAGAGACAGUCUUGACUCAGAGCAUAUUGUUGCUGAGAUAAAUCGCUACCGCAAAGAAGGCAAGCAGCUCCCAUGGUUCCAACAGAUCAUACCCGGUUUAAGACCCGGUGUCGAAGGUAAUGCGACGUGGUUGCUGGCCGCUCGUGAGACGCUGUGGGACGAGGAAGAGAUUGAGCGUCACAAGGAAAUAUGCGAAAGAAACAUGAUGCUAGGUCAGAUUCUUCCAGAGCUACCCGUGGACGAAUAUGGGUUAAGAAGACCUUGGCCGUCCAUAAUAGAAGGCCUCCAACCGAUCAGCCUCCCCUUAGCCAUCGCGUUGGAUCAGGUUUCCUGCCUACUUGCGCGGGGGGACUGCAAGCUGUUAGAUCCUACUGGGAAUUGGUUGCAGACUGCACCUAGUCGCACUCAAGAGAGUAACAACCAGCAGGACGGUGAUGCGAAUGCCGGUAGCAAUGCAAACAACCAGCGAGACACCGCCGCAGGAAAUAGCGAUGUCGAAGCCGACCAGACAUACGUGGUAAUGCGACAAGCCAUACAAGACAAAAUCCUAAGCCCUAUCAUAGACGACUUGUCUUCGAAGCUCAACAAUCUUACUGGAGGCGAUUCGAUGCAGGUAAAGAGGAAAGAGGAGCUUCGUGAAGGUUUGCGACGCUUACGAGCAGUUAUCAUCACGGAGAAAGACGCACGCGAUAGCGCUCGAGACUAG